GCGGCCGAAGCAGCGAGCUGGCGGCCCGUGGGUUGGUUACGUAUGUGGUGGGGGGUGUUCCCCGUGAGUGACGUCUCCAAUCUGGCAUCCAUGGUUCGGGGCAGCCUGACCGGGAAGCGUGGCCAGGCGGCGAGCGGGGCCGAGCAAGAACGGAGGCUACCGAGGGAGGCCGAGCUCGAAAGUCGCUCGAACCCAGUGGCAGUGCCUCAGUGCAUGCACAGCGGCCGGCCGGCGUGCAUUGACGGUGAUAGCGACGUUUCGCUUCCCGGUUUCGUCCUCUCUCUCGGGAGGGAAGGUGUCCCCUUUUUUUUUUUCUUUCUUUUCAUUUCGUCACAGACGCCACCGUACGAAAACGUGCGCGACAGAGGAAGAACGCGACGAGAGGCGCCCUCGUGCUCGCGGCCACCAGGGGCACCGGGCCUCGGGGCCCGGGGGCCAUCCCGUUGCCCGUGACACGCGGUUAUGGGAGCUCCUAGGCUCGUCCCGGUGCGGAACCAGCUACGAGAUCUGUGCGCGGGCGUUACCCCGUCUCGUUCCUCUCGCUGGCUAGAAAUUCUCGCCCGACCACAGCCAGACCCCGCAACGCCCUUAUAAAAAAGAUGACACGCGAUACACGGUGAUUAGCAAGAGACCCAGACCUGAAUCCAUCCCAAAGAUCCUCUCGAUGUGAUCCAGGGAUAGCCAGCUACGGAAAUGGAACACGUGGAGGGUCGUCGAGUGACGUUUCGGUGAAGAGGUGGUUUCGUGUCGAGUACAGGAGUACGGGAUAGUGGGUGGAAGAAGAGAGUGCGAGGACAGUGGGAAAAUUAAGAAAACUGGCGUCCCAAACACGUGACGGUGGCUCUCGCGGGACUCGGACCCGACGAAGGACCAAUGGCGGGGGUUCCCUGUCCAGUCGUGGCAGUGCAACUAGCAUGCAGUGCGGUCUUUGCGCAGUCGUCGCAGGACUCUUUCGCAGAGCCAUGUGCAUCGCCGGCAGCAGACGGGACUCCGGGGAAUCCUGCUACCAGGAGCUAGCCACGGACGCCCAGGCGCGACGACUUUCCCAGGUCGCGCCCAUAGAAACUGGCCUGAAGGCGGCUGAGAUCGCCGAACACGUCAAAGAGGCCGUUCAGACCCAGGAGAGGAGGACUGCAGAGAUAACGGUGGACAGUGGGGAACAGAGUGCUGUGUUCGUCCGUAUUUCCGAAGGCGCCACUUUGCCAACCUCGGGCGUGCCAGCGACUCUUACGGAGGUCCACGAUGAACCACCGAGGGAAACUGCGUUCAGGCGUUUAUCCGAGGCGGACCGAAUCCUUUUGGAGAGUUUGGACAUCGGUCGAUCGAGGCACAGGCCCACGGGUCGUUUCCUAACGAUGCACAAGAGACGCCGUAAGAGGCUUACCACGAAAUCCUUAACUCAGGAGCCCGGUAUCCUGGACGAUAUUUUCCAUGGCCUGGUUCAGUGCGCGUUACAAAAGGCCGGAAACUGGCGGUUUAAUGCGUUUACGCUAGAAACAGUGACAGGAGGUCGUUCACUGCCAGUAUUAUGCGUCCACCUCUUUCACUGGUACGGACUUCUGCAGCACUUCAAUCUGGACGUGGUCACAGUGUGGAAAUUGUUCGCGUUCAUCGAGGAGGGUUAUCACAGUACAAAUCCUUACCACAACAGUAUACACGCGACGGAUGUGACUCAGGCGAUGCAUUGCUUCCUCCAAGAGGAAAAAAUUAGGACACACUUAACCAGCCUGGAAAUCAUGGCAUCGCUGAUAGCCGCGGUGACGCACGAUCUGGAUCAUCCAGGCGUCAAUCAACCGUUCCUCGUCGCCACCAGCAAUCACUUGGCCGCUCUCUAUCAAAACAAGUCGGUUCUCGAGAAUCAUCACUGGAGGUCGGCGAUAGGAUGUCUUCUCGAGAGCGGCGUUUCGGAUCAGCUUUCAGCUAGCGUGAGACCAGAACUUCAACGACACAUCAGCUCGCUGAUUCUGGCGACUGACAUCACGCGCCAACAAGAGUUUCUCGUUCGAUUCAAGCACUACUUGGACGAGAACCGUCUGGAAAUGAAGCGCACGGACGACCGUCAUUUCAUCCUGCAGAUAGCGUUGAAAUGCGCCGAUAUAUCGAACCCGUGCCGACCGUGGGACAUCUCCAGAAAGUGGUCGUACAAGGUAUGCGAGGAAUUCUUCCGUCAAGGCGAUUACGAGCGUCGAUUGAACCUGCCCGUGACGCCGUUGUGCGAUCGUCAUACCACCAGCAUACCGAAGAUACAAGUUGGAUUUAUCAAAUUUGUCGUGACGCCUCUGUACGAGGAGUGGCACCGUUUUCUAGGCGACGGGCUCAGCGUCUCGUUGAUGGAGCAUCUGCGUGCCAAUCAGAAGAAAUGGGAGGCUCUGAACCUCCAAGAGGCUGCCGAAGAAACGGAAACCGAGAUCUCUGAGCUGGAGGAAGUGGAGGACGCCGUCAGCUCGACUGGAGACCCAGUGGGAGACGAGGACACCGCGAGUAUCGACUUGCUGAUACCAGCAGCGUACUGUCAGUCCUCUAAAUUGCAGAGCUUGCCAGCGCGAGUCGGCCUCGAACGCGUAGGAAGACGUCAUUCGGUUCCAUUGAGCGUUUCGAAGCCAUUGGUGCUGCUACCGCGCGCUACGAUCCGUCGCGAGAGUCUGCCCAGCGAAAGAAGCAAGUCGAAGAAUCUGUUGCUGAGGCUGGAAGAUCAAAGCCUGCUGGAUCCAAGUUCCUUGUCGUUGCUCUCGUCCAGAAGCAGCAUACACGAGCUGUCGCCGAACGCCAACGGCGGGGAGAGGCCAGUCAGCGCAGAGAGCCUUCUGCCAGAGCCGAGCAUAGCCAGCAUCACCAACAGCGCCGAGGCGUCGAGAUUGAGCUCCGUUCUACAACCAGAUAUUCAAAAGUCAGGCUCCCAGAAGCAGCUGACGAGACAGCAGACCUUCCCACCUCUCCAACCAUACGUUAGAAUGAGAUACUUGUCCACCACCGCGGAAAUGUCGCAAUGUUACUCGCAGAUCUUGAUGGAAGCAGACAGCUCCAGCUCGUCCUCGUCCUCCACCAAGGACAAGUCCUGCUCGGGCGGUCGCUGCGGGACGCCCCCCACAAACGAGGACUCGCAAACGAAGCCUGGGAAGACCACGAAGGAGUUCCUCUCGGUGGACGUGGGCGGUAAGAGACGAGCCUCCGCGAUCACAGACCUGUUCAAGUCGAAAUGCGACGCUCUGCCGAGUGAUCAUCGUCGUCACUCGGUGCAAACGAUACGCGUCGACGACACUAGCUUCAAGAACCGUCACAAGAGACCCUCCUCCGCCCAGGGCACCGACUCCACUCAGAGUUUCUACGCUUCUUUGACCGGUCGCGAGAUGGAUUCGAAACCCGAGCAGUCCACGUCUAAAACGAAGCAGGAAAAGUCCAACCGCGAAGAUCAACGGACUACAGUGACGUCGUGUAAAUCGGAUCAGUGCAGUUCGACGCAAAUCUCAAAAGGCAAGUGCGUCGAGCCCGAAUUGCGAAGAUACUCAACGCCAGUGCCAGUGCCAGAAAUUAAGACAAUACUGACCGACCCCAGUGGUAGGCGAUUCACCGCGAUACCAGUGCCGUCUGAACUCACAAGUCAUAAAGUGUUCUUCAUCGGUAGCCCGCCUGAUUCACCGCCCCUCAUACAGAGCAUAUCGUCGUCGAGCGACAGCGGUAGCGAGCCGCGGAAAAACAACGGCGAUCACGAGAUCGUGUCCACCGGUAGCAAACGGGACUCCGAUUCCGUAAAGGAGAAAAGCUCCAAGGUUGCCAAGCUAAGCCUGGACGUGCAGAUGAAGGAGAACGUCGAUCCACGCGCUGUUGACGAUCCGAAGGGGAUCGCCUUGUCCAGAAAAGGAAGCCAGUCGUGGGCCAGAAGGCGUGGGUCUGCUCCAGUUGGUCUCCUAUCGAGACUAGACGACAUCACGGUACCACCUAUAACGUCUACUAGAGUCGAUCAUACUUCUAGACGUGGAUCUGUACCAGCUGACAUUACUAGGCAACAAGGUGGAGGCUUCAACCGAUUAGCCUUAGGACCUCGAGAAGGUUUUGUAGCGGCACCUAGGAGAGCGAGUCUUCCACAAGAAACUGCUCUUGGAAAUCUUCUUGGCAAUAUUUUAUCUAUAACCAAUGAACGAGAGAAUCUCCCAAUAAAUAAUAACAACAAUAAUAACAAUACCGGAACUAGCAACAAUAACGGAAUAACAAGAAUAAUUGAUAGCACAGGACCUGGCAUGCCGUCUCCGCGGCGGGGUUCAGUGCCAGCAGACAUAUCUGAAUUACGCCGUGAUAUGUUCAAUAGGAGUAGCAUAAAUGGUAAGCCUCGUAAUCGGAAAAAGGUUUUGAGGAGGAGAAGUUCUGGAGGACCAGAAAUGUUUUCUGGAGGAUCCACAGAUGGAAACGAUAAUGGGACAUGGCUUAAAUGGAAGAGGGAACUAGGAAAAAGGGACUCUAUUCCUGAACCGCUCAUCAAGCGAAGAGGUUCCCUGCCCAUAGAGAUGGUGGCCAUUUCUCAUGCUGGUCGGUACAAUCAUAGAUAGAGGAGGAUGUCGUAAAACAAGCCGGAUCAGGAUCGGGAGCUCGAAGAUCCAGUUUGUGGAGACUUUAGCAUGGAUUGGAAACAAGUGGAUCGCACGUACAACCAGCGGUUGAAUAAUUAGAUCAUCGAAUGCUACCGUACUAACAGUCUUUCCUUACAACUUUAGCAGCAACAGCGAUGAUUGACUUCCACGUUCCAAGAUUGCCAAAAACUGGAACUCCUUUUAUCGACCAUACUCGUGGGCAAGUGAAUUUUGUAAAAUUAAUUGAAAUUUCUACAAUAAUAAUUGCAAUACGAACGGACAGUUGAAGCGAUUUCUUCGUCAGUCGCUUACGAUUUCAUUGCCAUCGUCAUAGUACUAAUGCGUAUAGUAGAAGAAUCUACUUAACGAAGACAAAAAAAAGGGGGGGGAAAACAGAAACUGGCUUAUGUAUACCAUAAUCAUUGGCGCAGAAUACAAAUUUAAGAUUGGCAGAUAGUAACGUUAAAUUUUACGACAGGGUCAACAUAGGGAAGGAGAUGAAAAAUAUGAAUUUUAAAGUCUUCCCUGCAAUUUACACGUUCGCGUGGAAGAAAUGAAAUGUAUACAUAUUAGUUAUGUUCGCUGUACAGGUUAACUAAUUCUAGAAACUGGAACAAGUUGAUCUUUUUUAAACGAAAACAAAAAAUUGACGCAAGAAAAGUUUAAUACCGCGAUGAAGGUUAUGUUUUAAUGAUAUGUUUUCAACGAAACGAAUGCAAAUACGAUGUACACUCGCACUUAUCUUUCAAAUGGACUCGUGCAUUUUUAUGCAAAAAGAAAAAAUAUACAUCACAUACAUCGCGAUAUUUAACUUGUUCCUACAUCAAUUUUUUGUAUCUACGCUUGGAAAAAAGUUACGGCUUAUCUCAGUUUCUAAAAUCAUCCUGUAUGUCCAUUUGUGCCAUACACAGAUGUUGUCGAAAAAUUGACACAGUCAAACACAGGGUUCAAUAUGACGAUUAUAAUAAUUAAAAUGCCUAGGUACGGAGAAGGAGAAAAGACUGGUAGAGAAACUCACCGCUAUAAAACUAGACACUUAAAAAGGCACAUAAAUUGAAUGAAACGAAGUGACAUUUGCUCAUAGCUAGAAAAAUUAUGAUUUGUUAAACAAUUUCGGCAGGAUAAUGUUGUAUCUUCGCUCGAUUAGUUAUUUUUCGCGUCUGUCAUCCUCAUUAAAUAUUAUAUUCGUUUCUGCACUCGCCACGAGGGUGAAGUUUUCUUUUUUUUUUAUUUUUUUUUUGUUUUAUUGACAAUGUUACAAAUAAAAUGCAAAAAAAUUAAAUUUAUCGUUAAGUCGGAAAUAAGGAAAUGUAAUAGAUAUGGAAUGUAGCUCUGAUAAAAAUAUACUCGAUAUCAGCAGUAGUUUCCUUUGAACUGUAAUGAAAAUCAAGAUAGACAUUCCAAUGAAACAGAUAGUGACAAUGCGUAGAACACGAACGAGAGUUAAUAAUAAUAACAUUGUAAUUAUUGCUAUUUAUCAUCAUUCAUUAUAAUAUCAUAAUGAUCAUUAUUGUCAUCAUCGUUGUUGUUAUAGUUAUAAAUGAAAUCUUAAUGACCGUUUAAAUAGUUAAACAUUAUAAACUUAGGCAGUAACAAUACCUGCGUUUAAUUACAAGGUUAAUUAGUUAGUGAAUUGCGUGGAAUUAUAACCAUAAUUGUUUAUAAUGAAAACAAAAGAUGGUUACGAUGUAUGGGUUUACGGUACGUGAACCAAAAUCAAUCAAAAGCUGAAAAAUUCGUUGAUACUAUCUCUUAAAAUAUUAAUUUAGUAAUACAUAUUUAAUUAAUAAACUUUGGUUACACGAAGGACAAUUACUAAACUGCCUAUGCACAAACAUUGUAUACAGAGUGAUUUCGAACAUCGUUCUAUUUUACCGUAAAAUUUCAUUUAUUACAGGGUUACUACGUAAAAACGUUUUAAUAGCCUUUUUAAUUAUUUUUUUAAAAAAGAAGACGAGGAAGGAAGUUGAUAACGAAUAUCACGUACUGCUACAACCUGUCGUCCCUCUGACUGUCAGAAAGUAAAGAAAUAUUAUUAAGCCAUUGCAGUUCAGUAAUUAUAUAUAACAAGUCUAAGUUUAUAACUAAUCAAAGUAAUAAUUGAUAUCUGUAUCGAUGUAAUAUAGAUAGGUCAUCCAUUUCCCAGUCAAAAUGUUGCAAGCUUAGCAAACUUCCCCUGGUAAAGUUUCCAGAUCUUCUCAAUGCAGGAACUAUCAGAGCUUUGUAUGUGUUUCACUCGAUGACCAGAAAAUAAAAGGUGUAACAAGAUCACCUAAAUAGAUUUCAAAUCUUUAAACACGAAACGUGAAAACAAUUCUUCAGUUUUCCUAUUUGUAAUGUGGAAAGGCUCUGCGUAAAUGACUUAUCAUAUAAGUGUAUUAGCAACUAAGUUAGCAUAAAACUACUAGUCUUUCUAAUUCUUAAUAUAAUCUAUCUACAGGAUACGUCACGCAUAUUGGGACCAGUUAUACUUGGAAUUUGAUAAGAGAUAGAAGAUCGUAUAAUUCUUUUUCGAUCUCUUACCAAAUUCGAAAUAUAAUCUGUCUGAAAUUCGUGAUACACCCUCUAUAUGUAUAUGUACGUAUGAACGUGCAUAUACAUAUUCGACAAAGAAAUGCACAGAAAAUACCAAGGAACACAUUGACAAAAGAUAUUGAAAACUUUUAUUUAUUUAUACCUCUUGAGACACCUAACUUUACAGACAGACCAAUAAAAAUGGGACUAAACAAAAUCUCUUUGUAAAAAAUUGACCUAGCUUCUGAAGUAAAUUUGAAUUCAAUAUUAUAAAUGACCACUCUGUCCAACUACUUUUCGAAGAAUUUAUAACACCUAAAUAUACAUGUUCCCCGUUAUGCCUCAUUCCAAUAGAAAGCGAUUAAUGUUCUUCGAAAAUUCUUCUCUUCUGCCAUCCUAUAGAUAUCGUGUGUUUGUAUUACACCGUUUUCUAUGAUUGUACUAUCUUAGGAUGUGCAAAAUUAAUAAACCAAUUCAUUAUUAAUUUAUAAGAAUGAAUGUAAAAGUAGGAUAUUUGAAAUACAAUGCAUCAAGCAGUGUUAACGCUCAUGUGUACGUUCAUUUUUUUAUGGAACAAUGUCGCUCUAUCGAACAAUGUCGCUCUAUUUUUAAGCAGUUACGAUAAUUUCUCUUUUUUUGUAAACACUUAAUCUGCGACUCCAAGAAAGUAUUAUUAAACGAUUAUACAAAAUUGUUCAACGUUCAGAGGUAUAAGGUUUCUUUUAAACAAUUAUAAUCGUAAAAAUGCAAAGUUAUAUUUAUAUUAAAUAUAAUUCUUGCGAAUUUCUUUACUAUUUUCUUGAACGACGGAUCAUUUGAAAAUCUAAAUUACUAUAUUCGUUACUAAUGUAGUACGUACGCACAUUUGAUACCUUAGAACAAAAUGAUUAUUUAUCAUCUUUCGAUAUUUCCAAAAUUUAAUGAAAGAACGAGUAAACGACGAAUGUAUCUAUGAAAUUAAAAAGGUAAUCGUUGUAUUCAAAAACAUUAGGUCUGGAUAAUUGGAUAUAUCCUUAAAAAAUAAACAAAGAAAAUAAUCGAAUGCUACAAAAGAAGUUGUUUCGUUAGUUUGACGAUGCCCUUGGUUAAUAGUUUUCUUGUUUGUAAUUGUACAUCGGCAAAAUAAAUUUGUGUGCAAUUCGCAGUAUUGGAAAUGUCAAUUAACAAGUAACAAUUCGUACGUAAUCGGUCCGACGAUAAGAAAAUCGUUAUGUAUUUUCUAUAAUGUUACUGGUAGAUAGCUACUGCGUUAGAUACAAUUAAACGAUGUGUUCUUAUCAUUAUUCAUAAUUAAAUUAUAAUGUUGUUACAAUAAACACGAGGUGCGAAAUAAUACGAUCCGAAUGCCUGCAUGCGUGACAACGAUAAGAAUGCGAGUGUAGUCCAGUCGAUUGUCCUAUUUAUGCUGGACUGUAUGGAGAAAAUUAAUAUAUAUGUAUAUGUAUGUCGUGGCUCUACAUGGCCUAUUAUAUUCAUUAGAUCGGAAUUACUAUAGCGAAUAAUUAUAGUACCCAAAUUUUCUAUCAUUUUCAUUCGGUUGCAUCGACUAUUUAUUUCGUGAAUGUACAUGCAACUUUAUCAAUCGUACAACAAAACUCCCAUUAUAAGUUUAGAAUCGAAUGAUACGUGAUGCGAUAUGUAAACCCGUCUUCUUUAUUAAAAAAAAACACACGCAAAUAUA
Messenger RNA from Hylaeus volcanicus, 8757 nucleotides. Its product is annotated as cGMP-specific 3',5'-cyclic phosphodiesterase-like. NCBI's taxonomy places the organism in Eukaryota, Metazoa, Arthropoda, Insecta, Hymenoptera, Colletidae. The record is from RefSeq and is a predicted model, not a curated record. Bases 915 to 4541 code for a protein of 1208 amino acids. The transcript has 14 exons. Gene Ontology annotation, molecular function: 3',5'-cyclic-AMP phosphodiesterase activity.